AUGGAAACAACGACGUUAUUAACGUUACCGUACAACAAACAAUACAUCAGCCAAAACUACAAUAAUAGCUCACAAAGUGUUUUUGUGCGUUGGCAAAUUUUUCACACAUAUUUCGUUUAUUUCUUAUGUUCAGAAAUAGUAAUCAUCAUUCCGACGGUUUUCGGGAACGCUCUUAUCCUAACGAGCAUAGCGAAGUUCAGACGCCUCAGAACAGACAUGCAUAUCCUGGUGGCAAAUCUGGCCGUGUCCGAUCUGCUUGUGGGCAUUGUGCUGAUUCCAACGGAUAUGAUUUUUCUGUGUAUACAAGAUCAACUGUAUGGAGCAGAUACAAAAUAUCUGUGUCUUGCAACGUUUGGUUUGAACAUCACACUCCUGUUCUCCUCCGUGUUCAACCUCUGCCUUAUUUCCAUAGAACGGUAUAUAGUCAUCGUACAUCCGUUGUCUUACUCACAGAGGUGUUCUUGGUAUCGCCUAAGCAGGGUAAUAGCAGGAAGCUGGGUCAUCGCUUUUACGAUUGGGCUUUUACCCAUGAUGGGAUGGAAUAACUGGCAGUCUUCCUUGCCCUGUGAUGGUGAAUUUGUAUUGCCAUUAUCGUUUAGAGCAAUGUUGAAUUCCUUACUGGCGAUUGUCCUUCUUCUAAAUACCGUUAUGUACAUAAUCGUCGUCCGCACAGCCUGGAAACAGAUGGACAGAGUAGCAAUGGAAUUAAGACACAACAGCGACCACUUUGGGCCAAAACAAAGAACACUGAAGCGAGAUUUUAGAAAAACCAAAGUGAUGAUAUUAAUAUUAGGCGUAUUUAGUAUCUGCUGGGGUCCCUAUUGUAUAUGCUCUCUUGUAAAUACAUUCAUCGGUGAUUAUCAAAUCACAGUUAUCGUUAGUAAGUUUUUCUUUCAACUUGGCAUUUUAAACUCGGGGUUGAAUUGGAUUAUUUUUGGAUUAAAGAACAAGGAUUACCGACAUGCUUUCAAACAGAUACUAAAGUGCAAUAAAGAAGGAAAUGACACCUCUUUUACAAUGACGUCCAGUACGGAUAAACCCCGUGGUGGUGGACCGAACAGGUGCGUUAAUAAUACUGUCCACCCAAAGAUAUCCAAUACGGAUGAAACUCUUAACGUUGAGUCGAAGAGGUGUGUAACUCCGUUUCAGCCAAGGGCAUAUAAUACAACUAAAACUCGUAGUAUAGGGUUAAAUGGGUCCCCCAAAACUACUACCCAACCAAGAACAUCUAAUACAACUAAAACUCGUAGUAUAGGGUUAAAUAGUUCUCCUAAAACUACUACCCAACUAAGGACAUCUAAUACAACUAUAACUCGUAGUUUAGGGUUAAAUGGGCCUCCCAAAACUACUACCCAACCAAGGACAUCUAAUACAACUAAAACUCGUAGUAUAGGCUCAAAUAGGUCUCCUAAAACUACUACCCAACCAAGGACAUCUAAUACAACUAUAACUCGUAGUUUAGGGUUAAAUGGGUCUCCCAAAACAACUACCCAACCAAGAACAUCUAAUACAACUAAAACUCGUAGUAUAGGGUUAAAUAGGUCUCCAAAUACUACUGCUCAGUCAAAGACAUUUAGUACGAACAGGAGUUUCGAUACCAAGGGUCAAAUAGCUGCCCAGUCGAGGAAGUGA
Molecule: messenger RNA, 1632 nt
Organism: Mizuhopecten yessoensis (Yesso scallop)
Lineage: Eukaryota; Metazoa; Mollusca; Bivalvia; Pectinida; Pectinidae
Product: adenosine receptor A2b-like
Exons: 1
Coding region: 1-1632 (543 amino acids)
Biological process (GO): G protein-coupled receptor signaling pathway
Cellular component (GO): membrane
Molecular function (GO): G protein-coupled receptor activity
Source: RefSeq, a predicted model, not a curated record